CGCCCGCUCCGGGCGCUGCCGGCCGAGCCGAGCCGAGCGGAGCGGAGCCGUGCGAGCUGUCCGGCCGCCGAGCCGCCUCUCCCAUGCGCCUGCCGGGCAUGUCCCAGCCCUUCCUGCUGGCGCCCAUCGCCGAGUGCCCCCCGGGGCCGCCCGGCGCCCAGGUCCGCCUGGCCGUGCUGGGUGCCCGCGGCGUCGGCAAGAGCGCCAUGAUCGUGCGGUUCCUGACCAAGCGCUUCAUCGGUGACUACGAGCCCAACACAGGAAACCUCUACUCCCGGCUGGUCCAUCUCGACGGGGACCACGUUGCCGUAGAGAUCCAAGACACGCCGGGAUGCAUUCAGGUGCAGGAGGACUGCGUGCAGGUGCUGGACUCCCUGUCCCGGUGCGUGAAGUGGGCAGAGGGCUUCCUGCUGGUCUACUCCAUCACCGACUACAGCAGCUACCAGUCGGUCCAGCCCCUGUACCAGCACAUACGCAAGGUGCACCCCGAUGCCAGGACUCCCGUCAUUAUCGUGGGGAACAAAGCUGACCUCCUCCACGCCAGGCAAGUACAGGCAAAAGAGGGACUACAGCUGGCAGAUGAACUGGGCAGCCUGUUCUUGGAAAUCUCCACCAGCGAGGACUCCCAAGGUGUCUGUGAUGUCUUCCAGUAUCUUUGCAAGGAGGUCAGCAAACUACAGCAUGCUGGCAGCACAGACAGGAGGCGGUCAUCCAUCAUCCCUCGGCCCAAAUCUCCCAACAUGCAAGAUCUAAAGAGACGUUUCAAACAGGCUUUGUCUUCCAAAGUCAAGUAAACCUCCCAGUGACAUCCUCUGGGACUCAAUAGAAUUUAUUUUUGUAAACUAGUUAAUAAAAAUCUUUAUUUUUGUACUAA
Passer domesticus (house sparrow) is the source of this 874-nucleotide messenger RNA. It is a transcript of the gene RASL11A, whose product is annotated as RAS like family 11 member A. The record is from RefSeq and is a predicted model, not a curated record. The transcript has 4 exons. The coding region runs from base 84 to 794 and encodes 236 amino acids. NCBI's taxonomy places the organism in Eukaryota, Metazoa, Chordata, Aves, Passeriformes, Passeridae. Gene Ontology annotation, molecular function: GTPase activity; GTP binding.